CAAAGUUAACCUCACAAGGCCAAACAGGCUGCAUAAGACCUCAUUCAUCGUACAUUGUGUGAGCCACAUACAUGCUUUGUUAAAAAAUUGUUGGUAAAUUGAGUGAAUUCAUCUGAACUAAUCAUCACCCAUGGACACGACUCUAAUUGCCCCGGAGGAGAGACCGGAGCAUGAGUGCAUCAUAUUCAAUACCAUUUCACAGGUGCAUAAAAUAAAGGUGCAGUUGGCGGGGCCAGUAGUGCUCCAUGCAAUAACUCACACGACACAUUUGAAAAUCCGCUUUGAGCGCAACUCAAUAAAUAAUAAGAGCCCCGAGUCGACAGACGACGAGGACGAAGAAGAGAAUCUCAUAGAGGACGAUCUCGAGUACUUGCGCUCGCUCGAUCCCAAAGAAUGGAAGAAUCAGGAUCACUACGCAGUCCUGGGACUGAAGCAGCUGCGAUUCGAGGCGUCGGAGGACAUAAUAAAGCGAGCCUACAAGCAGAAAAUUCUAAAACACCAUCCAGACAAGCGCAAAGCAAUGGGUGAAGAAAUUCGCCCGGACGACGAUUACUUUACAUGCAUAACACGGGCCUGGGAGAUGCUGGGAAACCCUGUCAAGAGACGAAGUUACGACAGUACAGACCCAUUCUUCAAUGACGAUCUUCCCGAUGAGAAAGAUGCCAAAGUGGAGUUCUACGAGACCAUGGGAAAGGCAUUUGAAGCGAAUGCCAGGUGGUCGAUAAAGCAACCAGUACCAAAACUUGGCGAUCCAGAGACCCCGCGGGAUAACGUCGAGAGAUUUUAUUCAUUCUGGUAUGACUUUGACUCGUGGAGGGAGUACUCUUAUCUCGACGAGGAGGACAAGGAGAGUGGACAGGAUCGAGACAUGAGAAAGUGGAUUGAGAAGAAAAAUAAAGCCACCAGGGCAAAACGAAAAAAGGAGGAGAUGCUGAGAAUUCGAACUCUAGUUGAUGUGGCUUACAACGCAGAUCCCAGGAUCAAGAAAUUUCAACAGGAGGAUAAAGACAAAAAGACAGCUGUAAAGCGAGCCAAACAGGAGGCAGCCAAAGCCAGACAAUUGGAAGAGGAGAGGCUUAUUAAAGAGGCUGCCGAGAAAGAGCGAGAGGAGAAGAUGAAGAAAGAAAGCGAGGAGAAGGCAAGGCAGGAUGCCUUGAAGCAGGAGCGAGAGGCGCAGAAGAAGGCCCUCAAGAAGGAGAGGAAGGGUCUGAGGGACCUGUGCAAGUCACAGAAUUAUUUUUCCGAGAGUCCUGCUGAGAGUAUAAGGCAUAUGGAGUGUGUGGAGAAGUUCUGCGAGUUGUUUAAGCUCAAUGAGCUCGAAGAGGCCACUAGGGAGAUUCAGAGAGACGGGAGGAAUGGCUUUUUGAGGAUUGUUAUUGACACUGAAAGUAGAAUAGAGGCUGAGAGGAAAGCUCAGGUGAUUAAUUAUUCAGAUGUUCGAAACAAUUCGCACGAAAAACAAAUCAAGGGCUGUCAGUUUCCAUGGGCUGAGGGUGAUCUUCAACUGUUGAUUAAGGCUGUCAAUCUUUUUCCUGCUGGGACUAAUCAGCGUUGGGAAGUCGUUGCCAAUUUUAUCAAUCAACAUACCAGUAAUGGCGUUACCAGAAAUGCCAAGGAGGUGCUUGCAAAAGCAAAGGACUUGCAGUCAACGGAUUUUAGCAAGUCUAGUAUGAAGGAGCAGGCUAAUAAAAACGCUUUUGAUAAUUUUAUUGCGGAAAAGAAGAGCAAAGAUGCCAUUGAUGAGAGGAUGCCCGCUGUCACUGAGAGGCUCGAUCCUCCUAUUGUUGGCAAUCAGCCCUGGACACCCGCUGAACAGCAGCUUCUUGAACAAGCACUCAAGACUUACUCCACUACUACAGGACCUGAGAAGUGGGAUCUCAUUGCUGGGUGCAUACCUAGUAGAACUAAGAAGGACUGUAUGAGACGAUACAAGGAACUUGUGGAGCUGAUUAAAGCAAAGAAGGCAGCGCAGAACGUUAAACAAUAGCCGCGAGUGAUUGUGUGCGCCUGAAUUAAAUGUAUUUUAGAUAAUGAAGGGGAGAAUUAAAUAUUCCGGCACACUGUACAUCGGCUUGUAAAAUAUUAGCAAAUACAAUGAAUUUCAAACGA
Molecule: messenger RNA, 2109 nt
Organism: Fopius arisanus
Lineage: Eukaryota; Metazoa; Arthropoda; Insecta; Hymenoptera; Braconidae
Product: dnaJ homolog subfamily C member 2
Exons: 3
Coding region: 131-1987 (618 amino acids)
Biological process (GO): regulation of translational fidelity; 'de novo' cotranslational protein folding
Cellular component (GO): cytosol
Molecular function (GO): Hsp70 protein binding; ribosome binding
Source: RefSeq, a predicted model, not a curated record